Messenger RNA from Candoia aspera, 6361 nucleotides. Its product is annotated as KIAA0930 ortholog. The transcript has 10 exons. Lineage: Eukaryota; Metazoa; Chordata; Lepidosauria; Squamata; Candoiidae. The coding region runs from base 74 to 1336 and encodes 420 amino acids. The record is from RefSeq and is a predicted model, not a curated record.
CCCGGCUGGGGCAGCGGAGGGGCGGUCCGGCCCGGGCGCCUGAGAUGCCCGGCGCUGGGCGGGCGCUGCUGGCAUGGCCUCCUUCGCGGCUCCCGGGCGGCAGGACGGCGGCGGCGAGCUGGACCGCUCCCUUCAGCAGAUGCUGCGGGCCAUAGUGGAGGAGCGGACCCGCGUCGGCCUCCGCCACGAGAUCAGCGGGCUGGGGUGUUUCAAAGACGACCGCAUUGUAUUCUGGACAUGGAUGUUUUCUACCUACUUCAUGGAGAAAUGGGCACCGAGGCAAGAUGAUAUGCUGUUCUAUGUUCGCAAAAGGUUGUCCUACGUUGGUGGAGAUAAUGUGGAAGGCAAGAAGCAGGUUGACGUUGAGGUGUAUCGCAGAGAUUCCAAGAAGCUUCCAGGCCUGGGAGAUCCUGAUAUUGAUUGGGAGGAGAGCGUCUACCUGAACCUUAUACUACAGAAGCUGGAUUAUGUAGUGACGUGUGCGGUGUGUACUCGUUCAGAUGGAGGGGAUAUUCACAUCCAUAAAAAGAAAUCCCAGCAAGUCUUUGCCUCCCCAAGUAAACACCCCAUGGACAGCAAGGGCGAGGAAUCGAAGAUCAGCUAUCCGAACAUAUUUUUUAUGAUUGACAGCUUUGAAGAGGUAUUUAGUGACAUGACUGUAGGGGAAGGCGAGAUGGUGUGUGUGGAGCUGGUGGCCAGUGACAAAAGCAACACUUUCCAAGGAGUUAUUUUCCAGGGAUCCAUCCGCUACGAGGCCCUCAAGAAGGUCUAUGACAAUAGGGUGAGCGUGGCAGCCAAAAUGGCCCAGAGGAUGUCCUUUGGUUUUUACAAAUACAAUAAUAUGGAGUUUGUGCGUAUGAAGGGGCCUCAGGCCAAAGGACAUGCGGAGAUGGCAGUGGGUCGUGUUUCCACGGGCGACACGUCUCCUUACGGUACAGAAGAAGAUUCAAACCCAGGUUCACCGCUGCAUGAGAGGGUCAUGUCCUUCAGCACCCCUCCAACUCCAGAACGCAACAGCCGCCCUUCCUUUUUCUCCCCAUCUCUCAAGAGGAAAGUGACCCGAAAUCGAAUUGCAGAGAUGAAGAAGUCCCAUUCGGCCAACGAUAGCGAGGAAUUCUUUCGGGACGAUGACGGUGGAGAUUUGCAUAACGCAACAAACCUACGGUCCCGGUCGUUGUCUGGAACUGGACGCUCUCUUGUGGGUUCUUGGCUGAAGUUGAACCGAACGGAUGAAAGCUUCCUCCUCUAUGCACACUUAACCUACGUCACGCUGCCGUUGCAUCGGAUUUUAACGGAUAUUCUGGAGGUGCGACAGAAACCGAUUCUGAUGACAUAGCCAAGAGCCGGGCGCUGCCUUGGAAGCCUCGCAGCCAAGUGCCUAAAAAACUAUCUAUCGCUGUCUUCUGUCACACACCGCCACUUGUGUCAGGAACAUAACAUUACUCUGAAAAAGGGAUCGCUAGGAAUUACCAGCCAAUCAAGAAGUGCCUCUUUGUUCUUUCCGCCCCUAAGAGAAACAGAACCGGCUCGCAUCUCUUUAUGGAUAAAACCGGCAGAAGAUUUCUACAGCAAAAAACGAGCAAGAAAGGAAACCCACCACCAUCACAGAAGUAGGGGCGGCGUUGAAAAAUGACGCUUUACGGACCAUAGGUUAGCGUUUGCUUUCAAAAUUGGAAACCAACCUGUACAAAAUGCAUUAAUCUUUAUAUAUGCUGAGACCACCCUCCAUAGGAUUUCAUACUGGUGAAUCGUGAACAUUGUUUCACGGACCACUGGGAACUCUUUUUGUGUGCAUAAGAAAGCAACCCCUUCUGUAAGUGUUUUAAUGGGAUAGGAUCGUAAAGUAGCAUAACAUCAGUGAGGAAGCUGAGGAAAAAAGGCAUUUAACCUCAUGGAGGAGCUGGGUGGAACCCAAUGGCCAGGUUUCUCUGCUUCUCUCAAUGCGAUAUUUUUAAAGCCUCGUAGCACAGAUGAAUUCUAUGAUGUCAUCUUCACCUACCAAAGAUCUGCAAAAAAUCCAGCCAAAAAAUGUCUGAAGGUUGAGAUUGUAGGAAAGUGCUCUGGUGUAAUUCGCCUCCAGUCAAUCUUCCACCAUGUAGGGCCUGUAAUUUGGGGAAGAGGAGGAACAUGCUAACUGGAGGAUACAGAAAGGACAUCCAGCAGACCUCAGCCUGAACAAUUGGAAAUUAAAAUGAAUCGAAGUAGCUCCUAAAGGUCUUUUUACUAUCCAUCAAUCCUUAUGCCAGCUCAGAAGGUUUCCCUCAAACUGAUUUGUGUGUGUACUGCUGUGAUUUCUUAGUAAACGGAAGUCUAAUUUGUAUUUAAAGCUCUCCCCAAUGCUCUUCUAGCAAUUUGGAGGGUGGGGCAAAAUUCUGAAGGAAGUGCAGAGUUAGUAUUUGUGGAGUUUGGAUUGUUACUGAAUUCUACUGUAUGCGUGUCUGAAGAUGCAUAAAACAUAGCUGGGGUAGAAGAGGGCACUUCACAACUCUUGAAAACACAUGCACUGAUUUUUUUUAAUGGAUUCUCAUUUAAGUGUUUAAAAGGAGACCAUUUGGUGGAGAUAUGGUCUUGUAAUGUCUUUCGUCCCCCUUCCUCAUCCUUGGCAGAUUUGCACCUUUAUUUUAAAAGUCUGUUACAAUUUUUUGUGUGUUUACAAGAUGAAGUUCAACCUGUUUACAUGUCAACAUGGGUGUGCUCCUUUAAAAAGAACUCAAAGUAGGAUUAGGGUCAGGGGUGUCCAGUGCAGGGGGGAGGGUAGAGGCCCAACAUUAAAGAUGGCAGCCAUGAUCACAUGAUCCAAGCCCCACCCCUUUUUAUAUGCUUCACGGAUGCCCUUUUUACUUUUUAACCACACACCCAUCCUGGCUUAUGUUUGCUUAUCUUGAUGACCGUAGCAGUAGCAUGAAAUAACCCUUGAUAGCCUCUUUGCAUCACACGCUACUAAUCCAGUCACACCUCCUUACUAAUUAUACACACACCCUAACCCAAAAUCAUCCUUUGGGUCAAAAAUCAUCCUUUGGGGAUCACCGAAUCCCCAACCAGCAAUUCAUUCACAAAAAAUCCUCAUCCAGAUGCCUUCUCAGCAAGAUUUGAAUUCACUUGCCUCUUAGCCAUUGGCCAGGCAGACCUUUUUGGGUGUGGCUUGUUCCCUGCAGCCAAUCAGUGUUGGUGAGGUGAGUUCCAGAUGGAAGAAGCAUGUUUUUUUUCAGCCACUCUUUAUUCUCAGCUCUGUAUCCUGGAGGACUAGCUAGGCAGAAGGGAGCAGUUGAUGUGAUUUUGCUACAAUGCAGCUGACUUGGGAGAGUCAAUUUAACCCCAUGCAAGACAGGGCUUGUUUAAACCUGACGACUCCAUUUUAUGCUGUCACAAUGCAGAGACUCCCUACCCAGUUAAGCAGAUUGUGGGAACAGAGCCUGAAGUGUUAGUUUAAUAGGGAUAAACUGACUCCCUGUUGAAGUUGGGGUUGCUCAGGGAGCAGCUGAGGACACCUAAAGGUUGCAAGUUGCUCCAGUUACUCUUUCAAGUUGCCUAUCCCUGCAAGAAGCCUGGCUGAACAAAUUGCUUGGCAACUCUGAAGGGUGCGCAGAAACAAGAAAUGCACUUGGGUAGGUUCUUUGGAUUUAAGCCUGAAUAAACACAGAUGGACGCUGAUUCUGUUUAGAGCUGUUGCAGUGAGUGAGAAGCUGAAUAUCAUUUUGCUGGCAGAGAGCCUAUCAGGGUCAGAAAUAGGAUCGAAUAGGACCCACAAAUCAGGGUCACAAUUAGGAUCUUGAGCAUCCCUCGAGAUCUUUGGAGCUUGCUUUCGGUACUGUGGCCAAAGAACACUCUCUGUUGGGCAGUGUCAGGCUUCAAGGUUUAGUGACCAUGGUCUAGAGAACAGAUUUCCUGACGUUUCAUCGGCAACUGUGAUUGCCACCUUCGGAGUCUGAGCAGGACAAAUCAUUUCUCCCCUACAUAGAGGAGGUCACUGACCGAGUAGGAAAAUUAUUAGGAAACCACAAUGUUAAAGCCAUCUACAGGCUGACUUAAGAAAAGCCAGGAAAUCAUUUGAUUGGCCAAGGACAGCAGAGACCCACACGCAGCAUCCAAGGUCUGUCGCAUCCCCUGUAUCUGUGGACAGGUGUACAUUGGGAGCGUAAAACACAGUUUCCACACCCAACUGAGGGAACAGGAGAGGUGCUGCAGGCUAGGACAGCCCGAACAAUCGUCAGAAGGGGAACUUGCGCUGCACCACAGCGAUCAUGAAAUCCAAUUCAAGGACACCCAAAUGCUGUCAACCACAUCAAACUCUUAUGUGCGCCUGCACAGAGAGGCUAUUGAGAUGGACAGACAUCUCAAUCCAACGGCUUCAACAAGAAGAAAGUCUGAAGGUUCACAAAGGCUGGUUCCCUCCCCUGAGCCACACCAAGAUCCUGCCCCAAAGCAGGACCAACCAAGAAUCAGCUCCCCAAACGCAGAAACUUCCCUGGACAAGGUCCAAAUCAGGACUCAGCGGCUUGGACUAACCAACACGAACCCAACACAAAGUAAGAACCAACCAGAAAUCAGCACUCCAAAAAUAACCAAUCAGAAACCGACAAGAACAAAGCACCAAUCAAGAGCCAACACCACCAAAACAAUCAAUUGGACAGAUUGAACAAAGAACCCAUCAGAGACCAGCCCUCAUCAACCUGCACCAAUCGGAAACCACCUCAGCUGAAGACUAAUCAGAAAGAAGGACUCCUGGCCAUAAAAACAGGAGCCCAGUCAGUCCCUGCUCAGUUGCCUGUGGUCUGCAGGGCAGGUCACUCUGCCUCUGAAGAUGCCAGCGAAACAUCAGGAAACCCAUUGUCUAGACCACGGUCCCUGAACUCUGAAGUACCCAACAGAUACCCAUCAUGAAAGCAUACACUAGUAUAUUAAACACUAUCUUCCUUACAUUUUGUAUUAAUAGCACUUUUUGUAUAAAUAGCAUUGGGCAGGAGGAUCCACCGUGUGUGUGUGAGCGAUGCAACACACUUACAAAAGGGGCAGCACUUCAACUAUGUGGUCCCAGCCACAAUCUUGACUUUUUUGCUACUCCCGUCACUCCUCGGUAUUUGGGCAACUCACUGAAUCCGAACAAGCUACCCAUAGCAUACCAUAACGUAUUGUGGAAACUCAGGCCUUGCGGUUGGCUUAAUGUUUGGAAAGGAAGGGUAAUGGAACUACGGGUGAAGGGUUCCAGCCAGGAUAGCUAGCGGCACUGGUAACCACAGGGUUGUACCUUAUGAAUGACAGGAGGCUAGAGAUGCAGAGUCAAGCCAAACCACGUGUGUGAGCUAUCCCUGCCAGAACACCUGUUGCCGAAUUCAGAGUAGCAAAGGAGGGCACAGCUUUGCUCUCAAAAUGCUGGCACAGCGUUCCCCCCCCCCUUUUUUUUGACUUGAUAAAAAGUGUUUGCAGCUCUUGGAUGGUGGCCCACAACUCCCUCUUCGGUGCUCUGAAGGCUACACUGGUGGUGGUCCUCCUGAAUUGCCAGAUGGCUCGGUGAAAGAGUGUGGAGACAUUUGAAUCUCCACCGGUCAUCUGAGGUGGGGGAGCCCAGAGGUCCACGAUGGCUGGGAAGGUGGGCUCAGAAAAGUGAAGCUGUUCUGAAGCAGAACUUGCAGUAGGAAACUGCAAAUAACAGCAAACGUGUGGUGCCUCGUGGAGAUAAGUUCAAGGCGGGCUUAGCAGUAGGAGAAGGCAGGCUUCAAAGAGUCUGCUUUAAGCAAAGGCCCCUUUCCAAGCUGCGUUGUGAAGCCACGUGUUCUCUCCUCCACAUCAUCUUAUUUCUGUUGUAUUGCUGGACUUUGCUUCACUCCAAGGAUCCAGAGCAGUGUUUCUCAACCUUGGCUGGCUGGGGAAUUCUGGGAGUUGAAGUCCACCCAUCUUACAGUUGCCAAGGUUGAGAAACACUGGUCCAGAGAAAGCCAUUUGAAUGACGUGAAAUCCAUCAACGAAGCAGAAUAUGGCUUCCAUACCUCCAUCAGGUAAAACUAAACAUUUCUCAUCAAGGUAAACUGCAACCCCUUAAAAUUCCCAUUUUGGCCACAUCCUCUGACUUUAAGGCUGGUGCCCCUGAACACACCAGAAAGGACUUUGGCAAAAGCCGCAACAUUCAUUGGGGUUCGUCAUUCCUUUUUGUUAAACCGAUGGACAUUUAUUCAGUGUACCUUUUUAAAGCUGGCAAUGUAUAUACAUGGUUUUAAUUUCAGCAACAUGCGUACUUCCCACUUCCUUUUCUUUUUUAAUUAUUAAGCCAUCUGAAACUUAAAGGGGGAAGAGAUGAUCUCACUGCCAGUGGCAGCAUUUAAAUUUUCUGAAUUUUGCAUAUUAAUAAAUGUCAUCAUUUAACCUA